GCCGGAUUCAACGCGCUUGGCAACCGAUGAGUGCAGGGGACGCAGCAUGGGCCGUGGUGGAUGUCGCGGCACAUCGACAUCGUAACCACCUAUGCGAGGCGUAUUCCCCGCUCGUCGAAUGCAUUGCGUUGCCUGUCGAGUCCAAGGUGAGUGUGUUUAGAUGCCGUGGACAAGACACCACCGGCAAGUUUGGCGCGCUCGAGUUGCUUGCACAAGCUCAACGUGCGGCAAACACGGCCACGAGCCCAUACCUGCAUGUGGCGUGGUCAAAACAUCGACACCAUACACGAGUGUACCUCGCUGCUGCGACUUUGACAGAUGUCGACGUGUGGGAAUGGAAUCCAGCGGCAUGCACCCUCCAUUCUGUGCGAGUGUUCCUCAACGUGUCUCCACGGAUAUGUGGUCUUCAGUGGCAUCCUCUCGAAUGGACACUUCUGAUCCACUCGUCGUCAGCUCUCAAGUUCGUGUCACUGGAGUCGCCAGAUGCUGACUGUCAAGUCUCAAACCCCAUAGCGUCUGCGAGGCAGCUCGCUCGCUGGAAUCCAUCGGGUACACACUUCGCCAUCACGGGAGGUGCUACCGUAACGGUGUUCAAGUGGUUAAAGUGGAAUGCGCCGUACUCGAAUGGCACAGCACACCUCCGAGUAACCGCGCUGUCCAGCCUCGACCUCGACACUCGAACUAUUGUCGGGCUCGACUUCGUAUCCGAUCAUGGUCUCCUUGUGACGACAGAGCGCCCCGUACAAGUCACGCGAUCGAACGCCGCCAGUCCACUUACCAUUGCUCAGACGAGCCGUGCCGUUGCUCGAGCGAGCACGUCCUUUGGAAGUCAUGGCGACGUCGUUGACUUGAUGCAUAUCAAGGCAUCGUCGACGGCCUUUCUUGUCUUGCCGGAACUAAAUCAAGUUGCCACCGUCCAAAGCUGCCACUCCACACCUCCAGCAGCUCCUGUUUCGCAAGUACCUGCCAGCGCCUCGUCGUCGCUUGUGCUGCCAGAGCUCCAUCCACCGCACAACGUGGCACACGCAAGCGCAGUCAAAGGUGCCCAAGCUCACUUCGUUUCCUGGACCCUCGCGGAGCCAACAUUGCAGUGCACCGCCACGUUGGAUAUCCCUCAGUUGGCAAGUCCCGACAUGGUCGCGACGUGCUCCACGGGCCCGAAUCAAAGCGUCGUCGCAAUUGGAAGCCACCUGACGUCCAAAACCAUCCUCCUGGGACGAUACGCCGCUCGUGACCAGUUGGAAUGGCUCCCCGACGACGAUUGCAUUUCCCUGCCGUCGCGCCAAGUCCAUGGCCUUCGCUUGACCCCAUCUCGUGACGCCACCUCUGUCGUCGUUCAUGUGUUGUGUGGAGUCAAACCGCCUGGUGGGUUCUUUGUGCCGUCGGCCGCUUGCGCUCGCCCGUUGGCUUACGAAGCACACACUCGCCGUGCAUUGUGUCGACCACAUGCCAUCGAUCCUACCGGCAGUCCAUCGUCAAGCUUGGUCGAGAUGGUUUCCCACCUCCGCCACUUCAUUGAGACACGAUUCGAUCGAGUGGAAGACUCGCUGAGGACGCUGGACCGCCGUCUGCAGUGCGUCGAACGCGCCAUGACCCCAUCCAACCGAGUCCCAACCCCCCCUUAACGCCAUGUCCACUUGGCCAUGGACCAAGGAUCGACCGCCCAUUGCACAAGCCCUUGAUCGCAAUCAGGAUGAAUGGGAGCGAGUCCAAAUGGGAUGCAUUCGGUGUUAAACUAGUAGAACAAGGUGGUGUUUUGGUUGUUUGUCGUUAUGUGGGGCGACCGAUUUACUCGACGACGGUCGCGACGACACCAGCGCCGAUCGUGCGGCCACCUUCUCGGAUCGAAAACUUCAUGCCUUCGUCGAUCGCGACGGGGUGGAUCAGCUCAAUGUUCAACGUCAAGUUGUCACCAGGCAUGACCAUUUCCGUGCCCUCUGGGAGCGUGACGUUGCCCGUGAUGUCGGCUGUGCGGAAAAAGAAUUGGGGGCGGUAGUUGUUGAAAAAUGGCGUGUGUCGGCCACCUUCUUCCUUCUUGAGCACGUACACUUGAGCCGUCACCUUGGUGUGGGCGUUAAUGCUGCCGGGCUUGCACAACACUUGACCGCGGAGCACAUCUUCGCGCUUCAACCCGCGGAGCAACACACCGACAUUGUCACCGGCUUGGCCGAUUUCGAGCGACUUGCGGAACAUUUCGACACCCGUGCAGGUCGACUUGGACGUGGCUUGGAUGCCAACCAAUUCGACUUCAUCCCCAGGCUUGAUGACACCCGUCUCAAUACGGCCCGACACAACAGUACCACGACCCGAAAUACUAAACACAUCUUCGACGGGCAACAAAAACGGACGGUCGAAGUCACGAACGGGUUCGGGGAUGUAUUCGUCGACUUGCUUCAUCAAUUCAAGGAUCGCAUCCUUUCCAAGAGGCGAAUCCGUGCCUUGGACAGCUUGCAACGCCGAACCACGGACGACAGGGAUGUCGUCACCGGGGAAGUCGUACGAGUCGAGCAACUCGCGGAUUUCCAUUUCCACCAAUUCGAGCAAUUCUUCAUCGUCCACCAUGUCGACCUUGUUCAAGAAAACGACCAAGGCAGGGACACCGACUUGGCGGGACAACAGAAUGUGUUCGCGGGUUUGGGGCAUCGGGCCAUCCGUGGCGGACACGACCAAAAUCCCACCGUCCAUUUGGGCAGCACCCGUGAUCAUGUUCUUGACGUAAUCGGCGUGACCGGGGCAAUCGACGUGCGCGUAGUGGCGGUUUUCAGUCUCAUACUCGACAUGCGACGUCGAGAUCGUGAUACCACGAGCGCGCUCUUCCGGGGCCUUGUCAAUAUCUUCAAACGCAACGAACUUGCCGCCACCUUGCUCCGACAACACCUUGGUGAUGGCAGCGGUCAAAGUGGUCUUGCCGUGAUCGACGUGACCGAUCGUACCCACAUUAAGAUGCGGCUUGUUGCGCUCGAAUGUCGCCAUACCGCGGGACGCAUGGCGGAUGGACGCAGCACUACGGGAGACAAUUUGGCGCAACAUGGCAAUAUUCCG
Aphanomyces invadans is the source of this 3042-nucleotide messenger RNA. RefSeq lists its product as hypothetical. The record is from RefSeq and is a predicted model, not a curated record. The transcript has 8 exons. Bases 27 to 1625 code for a protein of 532 amino acids. Lineage: Eukaryota; Oomycota; Saprolegniomycetes; Saprolegniales; Verrucalvaceae.